GCUGCUGCUGCUGCUGCUUCUUCUUCUUCUUCUUGUGCACUGAAGUCUGGAGGAGUUCUUCCACUUGGAGUCAGCGGUGGUCGGAGCCUGCGGCCGUGCGCGUUUUCUGCAGCGGCGGCGGCGGCGGCAGCUGUGCCACGAUGAUGGCCAACUCUUUACGCGCGGCUGCGCUGCUGGCGUUCGUGGUUCUCUCGAUCCUCGUGUCACUGUUGAUCAGCAGCGUGCAGCAGUUCGGAGCCAGAACAUCGCACUUUUCCAACGCGACUGUUGCCGCUGCUGAUGACGAGGAGCUGUCGCUGCUCCGCGGGGCGUUGAUUCACCAAAUCAACGAGAGGCGCAAAGAGAUCAUUCCGCUGCUUUUACUUCAUGAGAAAAAAUCGAACAAGAAUAUUAAUAAUAAUAACGAGGACGAGGACAACGCGCCAUCAGUUGGGACUCUACUUUCCCCACAACUUGAUGUGGAUUAUAAUCUGUGGGACGAGAUCACGCACGGCUCCAGGGAAGCGCACUUGGAUGGAAUGGGCUGUGAUUCUCUGGUGGACAUGCAGGCGGUGGAGAUCCUCGGCUCUGGAUACACCAAGCUGGUGGUGAAAGUCAAUCUGGCCGGAGGUCAACCCGUGGCCCUGAAACUCGUCAACGAGCAGGGGAUAGACAUGGGGAAGUGCGUGGAGGACUUUAAAGACGCGCCGGGCUGCAGGGAGCUCGUGUCCUACAAGCUGCAGAAAGAAAUCGUGCUGUUGCAGAGGCUGCGGCAUCCAAAUGUCAUAAAGCUCAAGGGUCACUGUGCAGGAAAUGCAAGAGGCCAGGGAGGAGAGAGGGGGAGAGUCGCAGUCAUUCUGGAGCAGGGGAAUCCACUACAGAUGAUCCAGUUGCUCCAGAGCCCCUGGGAGGACAGAUUCAGGGUUUGUCUGGACCUGGCGCGGCUCCUGCACUUCCUCUCCCAGUCCCCUCUGGGCUCCGUGGCCCUGCUGGACUUCCAGCCGCGGCAGUUUGUCACCGUGGCCGGCGAGCUCAAGCUCACCGACCUGGACGACGCCAGCGCCGAGGAGACGGCGUGCCGCGGCGUAGCCGACUGCACGCUGCAGUUCCCGCACAGGAACUUCACCCUCCCCUGCUCGGCCCGCGGAGUCUGCGAGGGCCUGAACGAGAAGAGGAACAUCUACAACGCCUACAGGUAUUUCUUCACCUACCUGCUGCCUCACCAGGCUCCGCCCGGCCUCACACACCUGGUAGACCACAUCAUGAACUCCACAGGGGAGCUGAAAGCUGACAUCAAUCAGACACUGGAGGCCUUUGAACACAUCCUCCUCCUUUACAAGUCUGGCCUGCACCUGGACAACCUGCCUCCAUCAAUAAUCCGAGACUACAACGUGAUCCGAGGAAUGGGGACGUCCGGGAACGCCGAGUACCGCUGCUGGCCGUCGUACAGCCAGCAGGGCUGCGUGCUGUCGGUCUCCAGCGCCCGAGAGGCCGCGUACAUCUGUAACUCCCACUCUCAGUGCAACAGCUUCACUCUGACGGGACACACGACGUGGACGGGACGCCUCCUGGCUUCUUUCAGGAGCAGCUUCAGUCACCUGGUGCCUGACGGGACAUCAGAGGUGUACGUGAAGAAAACCAACGCUCCCGAAGCGUCGCCCGUGUGACGCGAGGAACCGGGGCGGGGGGAGGGAGGGCUGUGCAGUCGGGGGAAUGUGAAGCUAAGAACCUUGAAGUCUUUGCGCUUAAGAUGAGCAAUAGUGUCGUCCUCGAACGCAGCCCGGCUCUGCGGGUUCACAGGAGGAGGACGAGGAGGACGAGGAGGAGGAGGAGACGUUUGAAGUGAGGCAAGUGAAUGUGAUGUAUUUAUAGGGCUUCUGCUCACUGACUGUUUGAUGUGCCUGCCAGCUCUGCCAACUACUAUUUAAAGGGAUUUCCCUUCAGGUACAAUUAUGCAGGGAGAGCCUUGUGCCCUUGACAUGUAUUUUUUUUCUUCUACCUUGUCUUUAUUUGCCAUGUGUGUUGGUUUUUCCUCCAUGUACUUGGACUUUUUAAGCCAAAGAGGUAAUGAGAACAGCCACCGGAGCUCAGCGUUUGAAGCCCGAGGACGAGGAAAGAAAACAAGCUCUUAUAGAAAUACACUUUGAUGUUAAUGCGCUGAGGUUGCGGCCGU
Molecule: messenger RNA, 2152 nt
Organism: Solea senegalensis (Senegalese sole)
Lineage: Eukaryota; Metazoa; Chordata; Actinopteri; Pleuronectiformes; Soleidae
Gene: pkdccb
Product: protein kinase domain containing, cytoplasmic b
Exons: 7
Coding region: 141-1646 (501 amino acids)
Biological process (GO): protein phosphorylation
Molecular function (GO): ATP binding; non-membrane spanning protein tyrosine kinase activity
Source: RefSeq, a predicted model, not a curated record